Molecule: messenger RNA, 5676 nt
Organism: Epinephelus fuscoguttatus (brown-marbled grouper)
Lineage: Eukaryota; Metazoa; Chordata; Actinopteri; Perciformes; Serranidae
Gene: sgsm1a
Product: small G protein signaling modulator 1a
Exons: 26
Coding region: 72-4109 (1345 amino acids)
Biological process (GO): activation of GTPase activity
Molecular function (GO): GTPase activator activity
Source: RefSeq, a predicted model, not a curated record
UUGGGAUCGCAGUGUACAAGCAGCACUCAGCUGAUGGGAGGAGUGCUGCUUGCAGACAGGAGACAGGAUCCAUGGCAACAAUCAUGGCAGAGGCAGAGACUCGUCAGAGGCUGCUGCGCACCGUCAAGAAGGAGGUGAAGCAGAUUAUGGAGGAAGCCGUCACCAGGAAAUUUGUUCACGAAGACAGCAGCCAUAUUGUGUCCUUUUGUGCUGCAGUGGAGGCAUGUGUUCUGCAUGGGCUGAAGCGGCGAGCAGCAGGUUUUCUGCGCAGCAACAAGAUAGCAGCACUCUUCAUGAAGGUGGGGAAGAUCUUCGGCCCAGCUGAGGAGCUGUGUAGGAAGGCACAGGAGCUCGAGCAGAUCAUCGAGACAAAACGAAGUCAAAGCUUGCAAAGUCAAGACAGCCUUCGCAAGAUGCCCCGACUGCCCAGCCUCAACCCACAGGGUGUCAAGAACCUGUGGAUCCGGACGGCUUUAUUUGAGAAGGUGCUGGACAAGAUUGUCCUUUACUUGGUGGAGAACAGCAGUAAAUACUAUGAGAAAGAGGCUGUUCUUAUGGACCCUGUGGACGGACCUAUCCUUGCCUCUUUGUUAGUUGGACCCUGCGCAUUGGAGUACACAAAGAUGAAGACAGCCGACCACUUCUGGACAGACCCGUCUGCUGACGAGUUGGUGCAAAGACAUCGUAUCCAUGGUGGCCACUGCAGACAGGAUUCUCCCACUAAGAGGCCUGCACUGUGUAUCCAGAAGCGGCACUCCAGCAGCAGCAUGGAUGAACGCCCUUCCCCCUCGCCAUCGGCUCGUGAAUAUGUGGAGUCGCUGCAUCAAAACAGCAGGGUGACCCUACUGUUUGGCAAAAACAAUGUGCUCGUACAACCGAGGGACGACAUGGAGGCAAUCCCAGGUUACCUCUCUCUGCACCAGAAUGCUGACCUCAUGACACUGAAGUGGACGCCCAAUCAGCUCAUGAAUGGCUCUGUUGGAGACUUAGACUACGAACGCAGUGUAUACUGGGACUAUGCCAUGACAAUCCCUCUAGGGGAGAUUGUUUACUUGCACUGUCAUCAACAAGUUGACAGUGGGGGCACGGUGGUGCUGGUCAGUCAGGAUGGGAUUCAGAGACCUCCAUUUCGCUUCCCAAAAGGAGGCCACUUGCUCCAGUUCCUCUCCUGCCUGGAGAAUGGCCUGCUGCCACAUGGCCAGCUGGACCCUCCGCUCUGGUCCCAGAGGGGAAAGGGGAAGGUGUUUCCCAAGCUGCGGAAGAGGGUUCCUCAGGGAUCUGGAUCCACAGACUCUGUCUCAGAUAAGGAGGAGGACGAGGCCACGGACUAUGUCUUCCGCAUCCUCUUUCCAAACAGCCAGUCAGAGUUUGUGACUGUAACCCAUCCACCCCGUCUGACUUCCUCCCUCUCCCUUCAACUGAGUGGACAGUCCUCUUCCAAAACAGGGACCCUGGUUGUACCCAAGAGGUCCUGCAGCUGUCCUGAAGAAUCUCCCUCAUUCACAGGAAGCAGCUUGACUCCUCCAGACUUGAUGGAUCAGGGAGCUACAAUGUGGCAUCCCACUCUCAGGAAGUCUUCGUGUUCCUCUUGUUCUCAGGGGAGCUUCUCUGAUGGGGCGACGCCCAAAGGGUGCAACCACGAGAGGGCUCCUCUAAAGAUGCUGUGCGACAACAUGAAGAAUCAGAUCAUCUCUCGUGCAUUUUAUGGCUGGUUGGCAUACUGCCGUCACCUGUCCACUGUGCGUACACACCUCUCUGCUCUCGUCAAUCACACCAUUGUGGCGCCCGACGUGCCGUGCGAUGCCUACAAAGGGCUCACCACAGAUGUGUGGCAGACGUUCCUCCAGGACUGCACAGCAUACGAGGAGAAGGAGCUGCUUCGUCUGGUCUACUUCGGUGGUGUAGAUGCCUCGCUGCGUAAAGAGGUGUGGCCAUUCCUGCUGGGUCAUUACCAGUUUGGAAUGUCAGAGGCUGAGAGGAAAGAGGUGGAUGAUCAGGUCAGAGUGUGCUACCAACAGACCAUGCACGAGUGGCUCGGCUGUGAGGAGAUUGUUCGUCAGCGGGAGAAGGAGCAGCAUGCUGUGGCAUUAGCGAAGUGCUCCUCCGGGGCGAGCAUAGACAGUCAGAAGAUGAUCCACCACAGCUCCACUGUAAGCAAUGAGUCCUCCCAGAGCUCAGACAGACAGAGUCUGGCUCGCCUGCAGAGUGACUCAAGCAGCAGCACACAGUUCUUCACAUCCUCCCAUCCCUUCCCCUGGAGUAGCCUGCUUCCCUUUGGCUUGUUCUUUCAGGUGUUUGAAUCGGUAGAGGAGGUUGACCAGAUCGAGACGGAGCCCAAGAGCGAGGAGGCCAAACAGGUGCCAAAGAUACCCAAUGGUGCUCUGCAGAACGGGACAAGCUCUCCUGACUCCGGACAUCCCUCCUCACGCAACUUCUCAGUCACCUCCGGCCUGUCGGACGGCUCGCUCAGCACGGAGGACAGCGCUGCACCAGAUACAAUCCCAAAAGUUGCAGCAGUCAAACCAACAGGGGUAGAGAGUGGAGGUCUGACAGAGGAGAUGGACAGCCAGGUGAAAGGACAAGUGAAGAAUAAAGAGGAGGAGGAAGCACCUGAUGUGACCAAAACGACAGAAACUACUGAAGAGCUGAUGAAGGCCGAGGAAGAGACAAGUCUGCCGCCAAAAACACAAGAAACUGUUCAAGAGUCUGGAGCAAUUAAAACAGAGUGGCCCAAGUGUGAAGAUGAAGACGCACAGGCAGACAUUAAAGGAAUUAAAUCUUUAGAGGAAACAGAAAAAGAAGUGCUUGAUGAGGAUACUGUGACAGUAUCAGCAGCUGCAACUGAAUCAAAAGAAGAACUUGUUCAGCAAAGUCUUAAAAAAGAAGUAGAAGUUAGUAUUGAUGAAAUGUCAAAGCUUAAGAACACUGCAGAAACAAAUGUGGAAAAGACGACGCAAAUGGACGAAUCAAAGACACGUAAACCACAAGAGGUUUUAUUGGCAGAAAAGAGAGAAAAUAUAUCCAUUGAUCCCGUGGCUUCCGUUGAAAAGAACCUGGUUCUCUCAGCAGACAUCGGGGGAGCGAGAGCACGAGAGCCCUUCUUUAUCUCUCAGACAGAUGAGGCUCAGGUCAUGACUGAAUCUGACGAGUCUCCUUCAGCCAUAGAGAUGGAGGAGAUCCCCAAAGCCAAAGUUUCCAUGGUGCCUUGGAACAGGAAGGGACGUUGUGAUACAUCAUCUUUCUCGGAGGACUCGGUGCCCCACGUGGAGCUCAGGCAGGAGGAGGAGCGGGGGAAGCCCAGUCCAGAGAGCACAAAGUCCAUCCUGUGUGAGGAGCCAGAGAUGGAGAGCCUUUACCCUAACUUUGACUCUCUGGCUGGGUCUGAAGACACUAAGACUGAAGCCACUUCUCAAGAAUCUGCUGGGAGUACCUUCUCUCAAGAGCUUUUGGACUUGUACACAUUAAAUCUGCACCGCAUUGAAAAGGAUGUCCAGCGCUGUGACCGAAACUAUUGGUACUUCACUCCUGCCAACCUGGAGAAACUGCGCAACAUCAUGUGCAGCUAUAUCUGGAGGCACCUUGACAUCGGUUACGUGCAGGGCAUGUGUGAUCUGCUGGCUCCACUCCUAGUCAUUCUGGAUGAUGAGGCCAUGGCCUUCAGCUGUUUCACUGAGCUCAUGAAGAGAAUGAAUCAAAACUUUCCACACGGAGGAGCUAUGGAUACUCACUUUGCCAACAUGCGCUCUCUAAUCCAGAUCCUGGAUUCUGAGCUGUUUGAGCUAAUGCACCAGAACGGAGACUACACCCACUUCUACUUCUGCUACCGCUGGUUUCUCUUAGACUUCAAGCGAGAGCUGGUGUACGAUGACGUGUUUGCUGUGUGGGAAACCAUCUGGGCAGCCAAGUAUGUCUCUUCUAGUCACUUUGUCCUCUUCAUCGCCCUGGCGUUGGUGGAGAUCUACAGGGACAUCAUCCUGGAGAACAACAUGGACUUCACUGACAUUAUUAAAUUCUUUAAUGAAAUGGCUGAGCACCACAAGAUAACGCAGAUUUUGACCCUGGCCAGAGAUCUGGUGUGCAAGGUGCAGAUGCUGAUAGAGAACAAGUGAUGGUGCUGUUUGUCUUCUUUUUCCUUCCAAGUAAAGUGUGACCGGCUGUAGCAGCGCAAGACUAAAAUACAUCUGAGCAAACCCACACACACACACAUAUACACACACAUAACACAAAGCCUUUACAAUCACAGUUUGCUGCUAUGAGCCUUACUGACCAUAUCCACAGUGUCGUUUGUGUUGUCAACAGGUGUAUGAGAAUAAUAUGCUUCGUAUUUGUCAGUAUGUUCAAGUGAAAACAAAUAUGUAUCUGAAAAAGCAUUUCUCUAAUUUCUAAAUAUUUUGUCAGAAAUCCCUCAAGUGUCGAUCUUAACCCGAGUGCACUUAAUAUUUUGAGACAAGGAUGGUCUUAGUUGCACACUUCAAACCAAAAGGCAGAGCUGAAAUCCACCAGAGACUAUAUUUAUGAGAAAAAUACAUUGUGAUAAUAGUUUAUAAUAAUUAUUUUAAUAGUCAGAGUGUACAAGAUUAACCUUAAAUAUAUAUAAGUUAUCCCCCUGGUCCUACCCCUUAAUGACGGAAAGAACAUCAGCAGACUUUGAAUUUUCUUUAAAUACAACAACUUAAAAUUAAGCUACUUUUCACUGAUGACUGAUCCAGAACACUGACUUAUAGUCUAAAAUGUAACUUAACCUCCACUUCUGUUUAACACACAUUAAGAAUAAUUUAGCUUUUAGCACCAUGUCAGUGAUUUAGCAUCCAACAGUGUUUUUAAUGUUUUGAUUGAGCUGCCUCGUCUGCCAAAUAUCGUCUUUAUUUGUUAUGUGUGAAUCGUACUGUACUGAGAGAAACGUGUGUUUAUUAAAGGAUUAUAUUAUGUAAUUCAUAACCGAAUAUUUAAGUGACUUACGGAUGUCUGGGCGCAGAUUUAUAUAAAGCAACAAGCCUGAUUUGAUAGUCUCCAGUUAUUUUUCAUUAUCCAGUGAACCACUGUAUAUUUUGUAAAUUGUGCAGUUUACUCACCUUGACUUUUGUCGCGUAUCGUCCAACGCCUGUUUGUUGAAUUAAAAGUUAAUUUCAGCUUGAAUAUGAUUAUGAAUCAGGAAGAUGAGACGAGACAGUGAAAAUAUUUUAGUCACAGUGACCAAUUGAAAAGUUUUGUGGUGCCACAUUAUAAAGAUUCUUUAUUGUGAGAGUGACUCAGACAGAGACAUGGAAAUGAAAGGUACAGAUGAUGUUAUGAGAGAAACAGUUUGAUGUUUUGGCAGAUUUGGGGCUUGUGAGGACAUACAUGAUACAGUAUAUGAUUUAAACACAUAAAUUAUUACUAAUUUACCAACAUCCAUGCGUGUCAUUCAUCGCCUAAAUCGUCACUCAGUUGGUCAAGUGUUGUUCCAUGAAUGUGGUAGGAUGAUUUGCUUUUAAUAUUGGUGUUUCUUUGUGAAUGCUAACUGUCUGAAAACCUAAUUUUUAAUUUAUUGUAACAUUUAUUUGGUAUUUAUUUAUUUAUUCAUUCAUUUUCUCGUUCAGAUGCUGCUUCAUUUGUAAAGCUGAUAUUUUUAUUUUGUGGCCAGUUCUAAAUGUUUAUUGUAAAACAAUCAAAUUCUAUACUAAGAGUUCAUAUAUA